AAGACAAUAUUCGAAGCAGGUAGCGUUAGUGAGAUCGCACAGGGGGAAAAUGCAAUCCAGAUUUGCCGUCACCGCCGCCAAAUUCAACCACGCUCUGUUUCCGGCGAGGAGGAUACGCAGCUGCGCCUCCACUUCCGGCAGAACUGCUGAUCCAGCUGAGCACGCCGUCGACGAAGAAGAUGUGUAUCCCACCGAUGCGAUGCAAGACGAGAAGCGGCGGCGGCCGCCGAAGCACGAGCCGACAAGCAAAGACAACGAAACGUACUCUCCUCCGAAAUCCCCAACUGAAACGGCGGCAAAGCUAGAGUCCAGCGGCGUGGGGCCGAGGACCGAUCCAAUCGGCCAGCAGAAACGACGGAGCUGCGCGGGGAUCGGCAGCAGCCCGUGGCCGGCAAAGGAGGAUGAAGUCGACCGGAGAGCGCAGGGGGAAGAGCAGGAGAGAGACAACAAGGAGUAUUUCGAGCACCACAAGGCGUCUCCGCUGUCGGAGAUUGAGGUAUGUGAUACGAGGAAGCCAGUGAGCCAAGCGACGGAUGGGACGGCGCAGAGCGAGACUGUCGGGGGGUGGAGGCCGGAGCAGCUGGACACGGCAGAGGAUUCGCUGCGGCGGGCGGUGGAGAUAUUCCGGAUGAAUGCGAUGAGAGGGGAUCCCAACUCUCCGCACGGCAGAGUUCUCCGCCAGCUUCGUGGGGAGGAUUGGUAGCCUUAAAUUGAUGUUGUUUGCCACUUAAUGUGUGAAUAUGUAUGAGAUUGUAAAUUAAUAAAAAGAGAAAUCGAGUUUUAACUUUUA
Messenger RNA from Salvia miltiorrhiza (redroot sage), 790 nucleotides. RefSeq lists its product as uncharacterized. Bases 50 to 703 code for a protein of 217 amino acids. The transcript has 2 exons. The record is from RefSeq and is a predicted model, not a curated record. NCBI's taxonomy places the organism in Eukaryota, Viridiplantae, Streptophyta, Magnoliopsida, Lamiales, Lamiaceae.